AUGUAUUAUUGGUCAGUGGUGACAGCACGACAAUUAACAACAAUUACUGUUGUGAUAAGCUUUAUUACAAAUACGAAUACGUUUGCUUGUUUUAGCAGCGGUUUCUGUUCAUGUCCAACAGCAAUUUCUGGUUGUCCAUGCGCAAAACAUGCAUUUGUACAAACAAAAAGUUAUAUUGCACCAUCUAUAUCACAUGUAUCAUCACAUCAGUUACCAAGUUUGGUUAUUUCUCCUUCAUCUUAUUCUGCAUCAUAUCCUUCAUAUAUGUCGUAUCAAUCUGUACCACUUGCAAGAAUUUCAUACCCACAGAGGUAUAAUUUUCCCUAUACCUAUAAUGCACCACAAUCAUUAUCUCAGCAAUCUAUGGUACCAUCAUUAUCAUCACAUAAUAGCCAACGGUCAACCGGUAAUAUCAUGGGCAUAUCUAAAAAUUAUAAUCAAUUCCAUCAUGCUUAUGGAAUUCAUUCAAAAAAAUUGCCACCAAAUACGAUAACAGAGGUACCACUAAUUUAUGAAUCUCAAAAGCACUCAAAUGAAUAUAACGAAAAUAUGGAGCAAAUAGAAGUGGCACCGUCUAUUAUCAGCAGCGAGAAUAUCAAUGAUAAUAAUCAAAUGACAACUCAACGUUUGCAACGUAUCAAUAAUAUUCAUGCUGUUGUAACAUUACCCGUACAAAACGUAUCCAAUCAACAACAUUCAAUGAUAGCUGCUAUUAAUAUAAAGCAAAUGACUGCUACAAAUGAUACAAAUGCAGAUGUUGAAAUGAAUGAGAAAAUGAAUUAUCAAAAUCCAAUUGUAAUGCAACGUCGUAUUUACGUCAAUCAAAAUGUAAGCUUAAAACGUCGUCCAUUGGAUGAUACUAAAAAUCGUCAUGAAGGAAAGCUACCGUUAUGUUCUAGAAAAAUCAGUGAAUCUGGAAAUCAUAAUAUCGAAUGUAUCACAUUAUCAGCAAGUUCAAUUUCAUCGAAAAUUAAUGAUGGAUUAAAAAAUAGCAUGGAAGCAUAUACCUUAAAUGAUAAACAAUUUGAUGAAGCUAAUUCGAAACUAAAUAUCAGACGAGUAAAUAUACCAAAUGUGAGAAGUAAUAUUAGGAUAAUUCCUCGAACAGAAUCAUUUAAACAUUUGAAAUUCUUUAAUGCUGCAUCGCUUCGUGAUAAUCAUCAUGUACCAAUUGUGCUACAACAAAAUCAUCAGGACAGCAAUAAAUUUUUCCAAAAAUAUCGAAAUUCAAAAAAUGUCGAAAAUAUGUCGCAAAAAGGAAUGAAUAUUAAUUCAAUUGGAACAGAAAAAUAUAUUGGUCAAAAUAGGAAAGUAGCAUAUGCAAAACCGACAUUUAAAGAAGCUUCAUCGAGUGGUUGGACAAGAAAAAAUGAUAGAUUACUUCGUCGUAGAUUUGAAAAAAUGGAAGAAUUGAAUAAUGCAACGAAAUGGAUUGAUUAUGAAAAUAGAUUUUAUACAACUUAUCAUCAUCAUACAUGUACCGGUCGAAUAUUGGGCUAUUUACGAAAUGGAACGAUCGCAUCAGUAGCGCAAAAAUGUGAAGAACUAGAAUGUGAUGCUACGAAUGUUAGGCUUUCAGAAGAUCAUAUCCUAGAAAUCACAUUCUUGAAAAAUGUUACCGGAUAUUUCAGAAAUUAUGGCAACUAUUGUGUUUCAAAGAAAUCAGUACGCCAAGUUAAUUUUGAUCAUGUAGUAAUUGGAACAAAUGCGCUUUCAAAAGCUCAUCGAUUUUACAACAAAUCACUCCGUGAUGGUAACACUUAUCGUGCUUAUCGCGAAGCAAAUAAAUCUGGACGAUUUGUGAGGCCAAUAUUAAUCGAUGGAACUGCAAAAGUAUUUUAG
Messenger RNA from Cercopithifilaria johnstoni, 1842 nucleotides. Lineage: Eukaryota; Metazoa; Nematoda; Chromadorea; Rhabditida; Onchocercidae. The record is from the annotation of a GenBank genome assembly.